AUGUCGGUAUAUUCAGGCUUCACAACAAGGUAGCAGGAGACUUUUUACAAUAAAUUAGUUGAGAAACUUUUAGAUCUGAUGCAAACACGUCUUAUCAAAUUCUUUAAGGGUGAGCAGUUAGUCGAUGAUGCUAGAUGGGCUAAGCAGAUGAAAAAAAUACACAAGUGUCUAGUAGUAAUGGACAAAAGUAAAUACCUUAUUCCCAAGUAUUCAGAGACAAUUGAUGGACUUGCCACUUAUCUUCACAUUAAUUUCGUUUAGCCAGAUGGAGAGGCUUAGAGCACAAUGACAAGUGAUGUGUCUCUAAUUGUAGAUAACAAGUCUGAUUUUUCACAAAAAGUUACUUCUACUAAAUCAAAUACACUCAGCAAAAUAACCGAUUUUUCCGUUCCUAUUCAAAAGCCUCCUCUAUCAUAAACAAACUAUCAUAAGGAAAAUUUAAUAAGCAUUCAAGAUCAUCAAAAUAGCAACAUUCAUUAGGUUUUUAACCCUUUCAAGGGUAUGAACAGCCAUCUGGUAGCUUCAGAAGAUAAAAGGACUGCACAUUAGAAAGUAAAUAGUGGCAGUUUUGGUGGAACUGGUAACCUAUCUUAAAUAUAAAAUAAAAGCUAACUUGAUAAGGAAAAUUCAUCUACAAAAUCAGCUGGCAUUAACCCUAAUUUAGGUUUGCAAAUUCAAUUGAAUAAUAACAGCUACCAGUUAGUAGGUUCUAGUGGGGCAAAAUCAGAGAACUAAUAUGACGCAUCUCCAAUUGAUUAAGCCUAUAGCAGUGGAAGCUAACGAACUUCUCCCAAUAGCAGAAAAUACGAAUAAAUUCAAAUGUAUAACAUGAUGAAUGCCUAGUAGUAGGCUUAAUAUAAAAUGAUAUAAUAGCAAAAGAUAUCUAAGGUAUCACAACAUACUCCAAACUCUAAUAUGAGUGGUUUGAUUGAUGAAAAUAAUAAUAUCUUAGAAGUUCAUGAUGAAGAAGAAGAUGAGGAAAAUUAUGAGUAGACUCCUGCUCUAACUAAAAUCAGAAAAGCUAAAUCUAGAGAUAAUUAAUAGCUUCAAAAGUCUCUAAUUGUCAAGAAUAAAAAUGAGGAAUUCUAAGUUUAAGAUCCUAGGAGUUCAAGAAUGGCUAGCAUGGCAAUAGCUAAUCAAUACACCAUAUCAAAACGUUCCUCAGAUUCUAAGACUUCUGAAAAUGCAUCCCGUAAGUACUCAUCAUAGCCAAGAGGAUCCUCUCAAGUAAGAUCUACCUAAGGAGAAGUCCUGCCAGAGAUUAUCAUUAGGAAUCCAUAAAAUAAUUCUAGUAGAAGAUUCCCAAUGCGAAGAAAGCUAUCUUCUAUAAGUUCGCAAUCUUCAAAGAGCUUGAGAUCAUUGCUGGGGUCAAGCAGAUCAAUAGUCAGAGAUAUUCCAGAAAUAAAUCAGAUAUUAAAGAAAAAGCGCAAGAAGUCCGCUAGAAGAGGCUAGUAAAAUACUCUGGGAUACUCAGAUCAUCCAGGGUAUGUAGUGAGUAUGAACACUAGUGGAUAUCAGAAACAGCUCCUUCAUGGCAACUUCAAAUCCAAAUAUCUGAAAAAUGUGAUCAACAUUGAUGAAACCUCUUCAAAGUAAAAUUAUGGAGUUAACCCCUAGAUUUCCAGGGAUCUCGAAAGCCUGAAUCAAAUUAUGAAUCAAUCUGAGAAUCAAUUCAAAAUUUAAACUAAACGUAAUAAAAAGUUUAAGAAGUAGAACAAAAGUAUGAACAAAUAGUAAAUUGUAUAGUUUGCCUUUUGA
This is a messenger RNA of Stylonychia lemnae, 1758 nucleotides long. NCBI's taxonomy places the organism in Eukaryota, Ciliophora, Spirotrichea, Sporadotrichida, Oxytrichidae. The record is from the annotation of a GenBank genome assembly.